GUCAAGCAGCUCCAAAAAGCAACCUUUCUUCCAUUUUCGAACUCCAUUGAUCACUUCCCCUCCCCACCAAUAAUGUGAAGAAAAAAAUUAGGAGAAUUGAGAAAACAAAAUGUCUACCAGGAAUGGAGGCAGCGCAUCAAGAGCAGGGGCUACCAAGUUUGAGAAUUAUAGCAAUUCCACUUCUAAGUUCUCUCCAUCUUCAUCUCUCAAGUCGAAGCUGCACCACUCCACCACGGCUGCUUCCAGUCUUCGCCGCGGAAGCCGAGAUUAUUCCACGAUUUCUGGGAGAGUGCGAGUUGCUGUCAGAUUAAGGCCUCGAAAUUCUGAAGAGAUGAUAGCGGAUGCUGAUUUUGCUGACUGUGUUGAAUUGCAACCAGAGUUGAAGCGAUUGAAACUUCAAAAAAACAACUGGGAUUCUGAUACCUAUGAGUUCGAUGAAGUCUUAACAGAGUACGCAUCACAAAAACGUGUAUAUGAAGUUGUGGCAAAGCCAGUAGUUGAGAGUGUUUUAGAUGGUUACAAUGGAACAGUGAUGGCAUAUGGACAGACGGGCACAGGGAAAACCUACACUCUUGGACGACUUGGUGAAGAAGAUGCUGCUGGUCGUGGGAUAAUGUUGAGAGCAAUGGAGGAUAUACUGGAAGAAGUAUCACCUGAAAAUGAUUCAGUUUCUGUUUCUUAUUAUCAGCUUUACAUGGAAACAAUACAGGAUCUUCUUAAUCCAUCUAACGAUAAUAUAACUAUUGUGGAAGACCCGAAAAAUGGAGAUGUUUCUCUUCCUGGUGCAACCUUGGUACAAAUUAGAGACCAUAAAAGUUUUAUGGAACUACUGCAGUUAGGGGAAGCCCAUCGUUUUGCCACAAACACAAAAUUAAAUACAGAGUCCUCUCGUAGCCACGCCAUUCUAAUGAUACAUGUAAAGAGGUCAGUGAAAGGAAAAGAUUCUUCAGUUUCUACUGAAAAUGGUAACAGGACCCCGAUAAGCAAAACAUUGAAGCCUCCCGUUAUACGAAGAAGCAAGCUAGUUAUCGUGGAUCUUGCUGGUUCUGAGCGCAUCGAUAAAUCAGGGAGUGAGGGUCAUACAUUAGAGGAAGCCAAAUAUAUUAAUCUCUCUUUGAGUGCAUUAGGGAAGUGUAUCAAUGCAUUGGCAGAAAAUAGUGCUCAUGUUCCUGUCCGUGAUUCAAAACUCACAAGACUGCUUCGAGAUUCCUUUGGAGGUACAGCUAGAACCUCAUUGGUUAUUACUAUUGGGCCAUCACCACGCCACCGAGGAGAAACAUCUAGCACCAUCUCGUUUGGGCAACGCGCUAUGAAGGUGGAGAAUAUGGUAAAACUCAAAGAGGAAUUUGAUUACAAAAGUUUAUCAAGGAGGCUUGAAAUGCAACUGGACAAGCUAACCGCUGAACAUGAAAGGCAACAAAAAGCAUUUGAUGACGAGAUUGAAAGGAUAACUUUGGAUGGACAGAAACAUAUUGCUGGGGUGGAACAAAAUUAUUCUGAUGCAUUGGAGAAGCAGAAAUUAAAGUGUCAGAAAGACUAUGCUGAGUCUUUAAAGAGGCUUGAGAAACAAUCAGCAGUAAAACAAGAAAAAUACGGCCAGCAAAAAGUUAAUGUUGGUUUAUCAGAUUAUGGCAUUGAUCAAAAAUCAAAGUCACAGCCUCCAGUGUUACCUAGUUCUGAUGAAGUCACAGAGCUUAUGCAAAAGCUUAAAAAUGAAAUUCUUCUACGCAACGCUGCAGAAGCCGAAGUUGAUAACCUGAAUAAGCAAUUGAUUCAGUGGAAAAACAUGGAGGCUGCUAGAAAUUCUGAGAUCUUAAAGCUUGGUAAGAGGCUGGAAGAUGAAGAAUGUGAAAAGGCAAAACUGGAAGAAGAAAUCAAAAUGUUACAGAGUCAACUAUUGCAAAUAAGUUUUGAAGCAGACCAGUCACGAAGAAAUCUUGAUAAAAGAUUGAGUGGUCAAGCAGCAAGCUCUCUUGACUCACUCAUCCCUCAGGCUAAGCAUCAGCAACUGAGAGAGCCUGCUGAUGGAGACAAAGCAUCAGUUGUGAAACUCUUUGAACAAGUGGGGCUGCAUAAAAUAUUGUCAUUACUUCAAUCUGAUGAUGCUGAUGUACGGAUUCAUGCUGUUAAAGUAGUUGCUAAUCUCGCAGCGGAAGAAUCAAAUCAGGAAAAGAUUGUUCAAGCUGGUGGGCUUACAUCCUUACUUGAGCUUCUGAGAAGUUCCAAUGAUGAGACCAUUCAUAGAGUAGCCGCUGGCGCCAUUGCCAAUCUUGCAAUGAAUGAAACCAACCAGGAGCUCAUAAUGGCUCAAGGGGGCAUCAGCUUGUUGUCCCUAAAAGCAACCAAGACAGAGGAUCCUCAAACGCUUCGUAUGGUUGCUGGAGCUAUUGCUAAUCUUUGUGGCAAUGAUAAAUUGCAAGUAAAGCUGAGAGGUGAAGGUGGUAUUAGAGCUUUGGUGGAAAUGGUUAGAUGUAGACAUCCAGAUGUUCUUGCACAAGUAGCUCGUGGGAUGGCGAACUUCGCCAAAUGUGAGUCUAGGGCAUCCACCCAAGGGACUAAGACUGGGCGAUCUGUCCUGAUUGAAGAGGGUGCCCUUCCUUGGAUAGUUCAGAAUGCCAACAACGACGCCUCACCAAUCAGGCGCCACAUCGAGCUAGCCCUUUGCCAUUUAGCUCAACAUGAGGUUAAUGCAAGAGACAUGAUCCAUGUGGGUGCAUUGUGGGAGCUAGUUCGUAUUUCCCGGGAUUGUUCACGAGAGGAUAUAAGGGUUCUUGCGCAACGAACACUAAAGUCUACUUCUGGUUUCCAAGCUGAGCUGAAGAGACUACGAGUCGAUUAUGGCUUAAGUAAUGAAGAAUGCACGUGGUAAUUUUCACUGUAAAGCUUAGAAACUUAGAUUGACGAGAUUGGACUGAAUAUAAUCUGAAGAAAGACCAAAAAAGAAACCAAAAUAAGAUUUUAUAGGUCAUCUUGAUUUUUUUUUCUCUCUGAGAAAUGAAUCUGUUUUUGUAUACAUGUAGUAUUUUUAUGUGAUCAUGAAACUCUUUAUUCUGGCAAAA
This is a messenger RNA of Salvia splendens (bonfire salvia), 3059 nucleotides long. RefSeq names its product kinesin-like protein KIN-UA. NCBI's taxonomy places the organism in Eukaryota, Viridiplantae, Streptophyta, Magnoliopsida, Lamiales, Lamiaceae. The transcript has 19 exons. The record is from RefSeq and is a predicted model, not a curated record. The coding region runs from base 110 to 2869 and encodes 919 amino acids. Gene Ontology annotation, biological process: spindle elongation; microtubule-based movement; mitotic spindle assembly. Gene Ontology annotation, cellular component: spindle microtubule; mitotic spindle. Gene Ontology annotation, molecular function: plus-end-directed microtubule motor activity; ATP binding; microtubule binding.